AUGGCAAGGGAUGUUUUAAGGACAAAUUCUUUCACAGAUUUAAAACUCAGGCUUAUUUCUGAUAGAUCCGAAGAUGGCCGUGUUUACAACAAACCUACUGUCUUAGAAGUGGCUGCACUCAUUGUGGGAGACAUUGAUUCUGCUGAUAAAAGGGACAUCUUAAUUCAGCGCCGCAAUGGUGGUUUGCAACGAAUAGAUGAGUUUCACCCAGCAUAUUUGGCUUAUCAGUAUCCUCUUAUAUUUCCUUAUGGGGAAGAUGGUUACAGGAAAAGUAUAAUGCACAGAUAUCGCCAUGAAACUGAGGUCACUAGGAGAAACCGUCAAAGCAUUAAGGAUUGGUUUUCUUACCGGUUACAACAACGUCGCAAAGAGGCAAAAACACUACUUUACUCAAGACGCCUAUUUCAACAAUUCUUAGUCGACGGCUAUGCUAUGAUGGAAUCCGAACGACUGAAUUGGUUGAGAGAUAAUCAAUCGAAAUUAAGAGUGGGCAAAUAUAAUAAUUUGGCCGCUCAAACUGAUGGCGAUACAAGAAAUGAACACCAAAAGCGAGGAAAACGAGUUGUUCUGCCAUCAACAUUUGUUGGUAGCAAGAGAUAUAUGGAUCAACUAUAUUUUGACGGUAUGGCCAUUUCAAGUCGAUUGGGAUUCCCUGAUUUAUUUGUUACUUUUACCUGCAACCCAAAUUGGCCUGAAAUUAAAAGAGCAUUGUCAGGCACAGGUCUACAACCCCAUGAUAGGCCAGAUAUCAUUUCAAAAGUUUUCAAAAUAAAGUUUGAUACCCUCAUGGAUGAUAUUACAAAACACCAUGUCGUUGGAAAAGUGAUUGCAUAUAUGUACACCAUUGAAUUCCAAAAGCGCGGAUUGCCACAUGCUCACAUCUUGAUAUUCCUACACCCUCAGAGCAAAUACCCAACACCAUCUGACAUAGACAAGAUCAUUUCUGCUGAAAUUCCCGACCCGACUGUUCAUCCCAAUUUAUACAAAUUGGUUAAGGCACAUAUGAUGCAUGGACCCUGUGGCCUUGCUCGCGUGACCUCACAAUGUAUGAAGAAUGGACGAUGUUCUAAAUACUAUCCCAAAAAGUUUAUUGAACACACUAUUGUUGAUGCAGAGGGAUAUCCGCUGUAUAGGAGAAGAUCAAAAACCUUCACUAUUGAAAAAAAUGGCUAUGACAGAAUAACAGCAGCAGUUUCAACAAAUAGCAAUCAACCUGUUGAUGAGAUCCAACAAUAUCUCGACUGCAGGUAUGUCUCACCCAGUGAAGCAUGCUGGCGCAUUUACUCUUACAAUAUUCAUGGCAGAAAACCAGCUGCGGAACGUAUGUUCUAUCAUUUGGUUGGGGAGAAACCUAUAUACUAUACAGAUUAUGCACGCAUGGAAAAUGUGCUGGAAACUGCAAGUGUGACUGAAUCAAUGUUUACUGCAUGGCUGGUAGCAAAUGCUAAAUAUGAAGAGGCACAAACAUUAACUUAUGGUCAAUUUGUCUCAAAGUUUGUUUACCACAAAAAAAAGAGAGAAUGGAAAUCGCGGAAAAAAGGCUUCACCAUUGGACGUCUCAUAUGGGUUCCGCCAACAACUGGUGAACUGUUUUACCUGCGCAUGAUGUUGACGGUGGCAAAAGGACCAACAACAUAUGAGGAAAUCAGGACCGUGGAUAACAUUCAGUAUGAUACAUUCAGAGAUGCAUGCUUUGCAAUGGGAUUUCUUGAAGACGACAAAGAAUACAUAGCUGCUAUAAAGGAGGCAAGUCAUUGGGGGACUGGUCAUUUUCUUCGAAAACUGUUUGUUAUCAUGCUUUUGUCUGGUGCUGUUAAUCGCCCUGCACAUGUUUGGGAACAAACUUGGCUCCUAUUAUCUGAUGGUGUCUUACAUACACAAAGAGCAUUGGCUGCUAAUCCAGAAUUGGUCCUCACACAAGAAGAGUUACAAAAUUUGACUUUAAUAGAAAUUGAGAAACUGCUUCAGGCAAAUAGAAGGACACUAAAGGAUUUUAGUCCUAUUCCAUAUCCGGAUACUUAUGUUCUUGAACAGUUGGGAAACAGGCUCAUAUAUGAUGAGCGUAAUUAUGAUACAGCAUCAAUGAACUCAGAAUUUGAAAAUCUGUUUGCUGCUCUUACAGAUGAGCAAAGAAGUAUUUAUGAAAAAAUCAUCCACGCUGUGGAGUCUCAAAAACCUGCGGUUUUCUUCCUUCAUGGUUAUGGUGGUACCGGAAAAACAUAUAUGUGGAGAACACUCGCAGCUGCUUUAAGAUCAAAACACGAUAUAUGUUUAACUGUUGCAACUAGCGGUAUAGCAUCAUUGUUACUUCCAGGAGGUAGAACUGCACGUUCAAAGUUCAGGAUACCGGUACCAACUAUGGACAAUUCUACUUGCAAGGUUGAAUUCAACGAUGAUGUUGCAGACAUGUUACGACAGACAAAGCUUAUAAUAUGGGAUGAGGCACCAAUGGCGCAUAAGUAUGCAAUAGAAUCGCUUGACAGAACUUUGAAAGAUGUUAUGAGUGCAGACAAAAAUUCAACUGAUGUAUUCGGUGGAAAGGUUGUUGUUUUCGGGGGCGAUUUCAGACAGAUUUUACCUGUCGUCCCCAGAGGCAGUCGUUCCGAUAUUGUAUACUGUGCCAUAAAUGCAUCUUACAUAUGGCAUUCAGUUGAGGUAUUAACAUUGACAAGAAACAUGCAGCUACGAACAGGAUCAACACAGACUGACAAAAAUGAGAUAGCACAGUUUUCAGAUUGGCUUUUAAGAAUAGGAGAGGGCCGAAUAUCUGAGCCUAAUGACGGCACCGCCGAAAUCAACAUACCACCUGAUAUUCUGAUAACAGAAUUCGAUGAUCCAAUUGUGGCCAUUGUCAAUACCACAUACCCUGAUUUCAUAAAUAAUUUCCAAUGUGUUGAUUACCUUAAAAGUCGAGCGAUACUUGCCUCUACACUGGAGAUUGUUGAUCAGAUCAAUGACCAUAUACUUAACUUGAUGCCAGUCAACAAUGCAGGAGAGAUUCGUGACUACUACAGCGCAAAUUCAGUUGACAAGUCUGAGAUUCAUGACCCAGCAGUAGUUGAUAUCCUCACGCCAGAAUUUCUAAGUUCCCUCCGAACAUCAGGAUUGCCAAACCAUCACUUAAAACUAAAGGUUGGAACACCUAUAAUGCUCAUGAGAAAUAUAGAUCAAGCUGAAGGUUUGUGUAACGGCACAAGGCUGUGUAUAACAAAGAUGGCAGCCCAUGUAUUGGAGGCUUCAAUAAUGGGUGGUAAAGGUUUGGGAAAUUUGGUUUACAUACCUCGAAUGGAUAUGUCACCAUCCCAAUCACCAUGGCCAUUCAAACUGAAUAGGAGACAGUUCCCUGUUAUAGUUUCCUAUUCUAUGACAAUUAACAAAUCACAGGGACAGUCAUUGGAUAACGUUGGUUUGUACUUACCGAAAGAUGUAUUCACACAUGGCCAGAUUUAUGUCGCAUUGUCAAGAGUAACAACAAAAAAGGGAAUCAAAAUACUGAUACAUGAUGAAGAAAAGAAAUUCAGGGAGAAAACUACAAAUGUUGUGUAUAAGGAAGUUUUUAACAAUGUCUAA
Vicia villosa (hairy vetch) is the source of this 3570-nucleotide messenger RNA. RefSeq lists its product as uncharacterized. Gene Ontology annotation, biological process: telomere maintenance; DNA repair. Gene Ontology annotation, molecular function: DNA helicase activity. The transcript is spliced from 6 exons. NCBI's taxonomy places the organism in Eukaryota, Viridiplantae, Streptophyta, Magnoliopsida, Fabales, Fabaceae. Bases 1 to 3570 code for a protein of 1189 amino acids. The record is from RefSeq and is a predicted model, not a curated record.